Molecule: messenger RNA, 1179 nt
Organism: Microthlaspi erraticum
Lineage: Eukaryota; Viridiplantae; Streptophyta; Magnoliopsida; Brassicales; Brassicaceae
Source: the annotation of a GenBank genome assembly
AUGGAAAAAGGUGGAGAUCUCGCAAAUCUGGUGAAAGAAGCUUCUCUGAUUAUAUGGGAUGAAGCUCCGAUGAUGCAUAAGCAUUGUUUUGAGUCUUUGGAUCGCUCACUGGCUGAUAUUGUUGGUAAUGAAGAUGGCAAACCUUUUGGUGGAAAGGUUAUUGUAUUUGGAGGUGAUUUUCGACAGGUUCUUCCUGUGAUUCCUGGAGCCGGUAGAGCAGAAGUUGUAUGCUCUGCUCUGAACUCAUCUUAUCUUUGGAAGCACUGCAAGGUUCUCAAGCUAACAAAAAAUAUGCGAUUACUAUCUGACAACCUGACCGCAGAAGAAGCAACUGAUCUAAAGAAUUUUUCUAAUUGGAUUCUUGAUGUUGGGGAUGGUAAGAUAGAAGAACCUAACGAUGGAGAAGCUGAAAUAGAUAUUCCGGAAGAGUUUUUAAUAACUGAUGCAGAGGAACCUAUCGAAGCCAUAAGCAGAGAAAUAUAUGGAGAUGCUUCUGAUCUACAGGACAAUACAGAUCCCUUAUUUUUCCAAGGCAGAGCUAUUCUCUGUCCCACUAACGAAGAUGUCAACAUGAUCAAUGAAUACAUGCUCGAUAAGCUGAAUGGGGAGGAGAGAAUCUAUCUAAGCUCUGAUACAAUAGAUCCUUGUGACACAGCCGCUAUUAACGACGAGGCUCUAAGCACGGAAUUCCUAAACAGCAUAAGAGUAGCUGGUUUACCUAAUCACGCUUUGCGACUGAAGGUUGGCUGUCCAGUUAUGUUGCUCAGAAAUAUUGAUCCCAUAGGAGGUCUAAUGAACGGAACGAGGUUGCAGAUAACUCAAUUAGCUGAUUUUAUGAUUGAAGCUAAAGUUAUAACAGGAGAUAAGGUCGGUGUGAAGGUUAUUAUUCCUAGGCUUUUGAUUACUCCAUCGGACACCCUACUUCCUUUCAAGAUGAGGAGAAGACAACUUCCUUUAGCUGUUGCAUUCGCAAUAACUAUCAACAAGAGCCAGGGUCAGUCUCUAUCACAGGUUGGGAUAUUCUUGCCAAGGCCUGUUUUCUCUCAUGGACAGCUUUACGUCGCAAUUUCCAGGGUAACCUCCAAGAAGGGAUUGAAGAUCUUGAUCGUCGACAGCGAAGGGAAGCCGCAGAGGAGAACAACCAAUGUUGUUUUCAAAGAGGUUUUCAAGAACCUCUAA